AUGCCUUGUAAUUUCGUUUCACCCUCUACGCCUCUCAGACGCCACCUUGAUCUGUUCCUGCGAUUUUCUCCACCCCGAGGCUGUCCUCACUUGAGGAACCUUAACAAUACUUUCGUUCCCAUGAUCUUCACUAUAUUUGAUAAUUACGCAGAUAAACUUGGAGUCAAAACUGUGCUCGCAGGCACCCUCGCCUUGCUACUCGGUCUCCUUGGAUUUGUUACGAGUAUAUUUGCUCUCGGAGUAGUUUGGAUUGUCCCUGCGAUGAGGACGCAGACACCUCCAUACCGAGAGCCGAUUCAUCGCCAACUCCAUCGUAGUCCACAGACGCUCCCUGGUCUUACUCCUUCCCUUCGGCGAGCAGCGUCGUUUCCUGACCUGCAUAAAACGCCUUCUUCCGAGGGACAACUUCCCGUGACCUCGAGGCAUGUUUCUUUCAAUAUCGGAGCUACAGAAUCCUACAAUUCAAGUUUGGCGAGGUCCGUCAGCAUGAACCCAUCCCCGAUGCCACCGACAAUUCAGCGUCGCUGGCCACCUGCAAUGUCUCCAUUCUCCAGGCGUCGACCAACGCAAGGGGAAUCUACUCCAUCCUCACCCACCGUACAAGACGAAAGUAAUACCACCGCGUGCAAUUACAGGUUGUCGCCCACGUCAAAGAGUACCCGUGUACAUGACCUUCCACUCAAGUGUUUCGAUAAGCGUUGUGAAUUGCCGUCGCGGUCGUCGAAAUGGCUUGGGCUGUGA
Messenger RNA from Suillus subalutaceus, 741 nucleotides. RefSeq lists its product as uncharacterized. The record is from RefSeq and is a predicted model, not a curated record. Bases 1 to 741 code for a protein of 246 amino acids. The transcript is spliced from 3 exons. NCBI's taxonomy places the organism in Eukaryota, Fungi, Basidiomycota, Agaricomycetes, Boletales, Suillaceae.